Molecule: messenger RNA, 657 nt
Organism: Pseudomyrmex gracilis
Lineage: Eukaryota; Metazoa; Arthropoda; Insecta; Hymenoptera; Formicidae
Exons: 6
Coding region: 46-621 (191 amino acids)
Source: RefSeq, a predicted model, not a curated record
UUCGCUCAGUGUGGUUGUGUACUUUUGUUACCUGUUUCUUCAACAAUGUUUUCGUGUAACUAUUGUUCUCUGACUUUUACUACGGAGCAAGAACUCAAUGUUCAUAUUGAAAAGUGCGACAAAAACACACAACCGCCGCUAUCGGAACCAUGUCAUUUGGACUCAUAUAUUUGCGAAGCCUGUUGUGCAAAUUUAGUGACUGCAGAAGAAUUUGCCAUGCAUGAAAAAACGUGCGAAAUAAAGAAACUCACAGCAACGUUGAUACCUCAGGUCGAAGAACUCAUUAGAACUAUUAAUAUCUCUGACAAAGCGUCGAAACGCUGUAGAAUUUGCAAGAUGAACUUUACAACGCGGAAAGACCUCAUUGUUCACAGGUAUACGUGUAAAAAAAGAAAAGUGAGAAAGUUAUUGAAAGGACUGACCACAAACUUAGAAGAGUGGUGUAAAAAAUUUGAGUCUGUAAAGACAUUUUCUGUUUCNCCAGUGUCAAGUGACAGUAGCUCGACUAGCUAUGUACCGAAAUCUGAUGAAGAAAAUGUGAGUAAUUCUGUUCAUUUAUGUCACGCGAUAGAUUGUGCUGUUGUAUAUUUUUUUGAAAAAAUUAGAAUUAACGGAGAGUGAUGUAAUUAAGAUGAGUUGCAAUCAUUUUUCGUUGUC